GCAAUAUCAUCAAAGACUCAAUAGAAGGUUCAAUAGGUGGAAAUGCAUACCAGCAUAAUAAAGUAAAUCAAUGGACAUCAAGUGUUGUAGAGCAAUGUCUGAAUCAAUUGACGAAACUGGGAAAACCUUUUAAAUAUAUUGGAAGCUGUACGGUGCGAUGGGAAAAUAAAACAAUGUACUGUAUCGUCAGCGUGUUUGGUUUGGCUAUAUAAAUGUAGUAGUGGAGAACAUUUUGAUUAUUGUUGUACAGUUGUUAUGUAUAUUUAUUAAGUUAACAUUACCGUAAGCACAAUAUUGAUGUCUUCUGCUUUGUUGCAAAAAGUUAGACAUGUAUUCAGCAUGUAAUCCAGUGGUCAGUAAAUCGUUAUUGUCUAAUUAGAAUAUACCCUGAUUUGCUGUCUGCAUGAAUGCUGUCAAAUUAUUUUUUCUUUGGGCCCUAUUUUAUGUCCUGCAAGAUAUCCUUAAUAAAAUUUGAAAGAUUUGAAUCUAAUGACUACUGCUUCAAAUUUUUAGAUUGCACCCUUUGGAUGACAAGGCACUUUAGAAAUUUAACUUUUCAUGUCCCCAUUAAACAAAUUAAUGUUGUUGCAUCACUAAUAAGGCAAAGAUAUGUAGCUAUCUUCUCGCUUCGGAAAAAUAAAUAAACAACUUGUUCUGGUUAAUUCGAACAAAAUUUAGUUUGAAAAGAAAGUCAUGUGUUGGAUUUUAUAACAGGAUGAGUUCAUUUUAUUAAGUGCUAGGGAAAAAUAUUCCUAAUGCGUUUCAUUUAUUGUUAUAUUAGACAAUUACUUGGUAUCACCAAAUCACUUCCUUCUCACUAUUGGUUCUAUAUUUUUUAAAUGUAGUAAUUAUCAAUUUAUAUAUAUAUGUAUACAUAUUUGCACUUAUGUAAAGCAAACUUUAGUUUUUAUAAACUCUUAGUUAAAAUUCUUUAAAAUGCUGUUCAAUCAUUUUAUUGUGAAAGCGUUUUUUUUUCAUCUUGUUUUUAAUGUUUUGUCCCCCUAUUAUGUUUUUAAAGUUUUUAGUGUUUUUGAUUGUUUCAAAACAUGUUAGAAGCUGAUAAGGUGUCAUUGAUAUGUUAGAAAACGACAUAUUGACAUAUUCAUAUUUUGGGUCAAAAUAUAAAAAAUGUGAAAAUUGUAGUUUCUUUGAGAUAUUUGUACUUUUUUCAUUAUAAUGACCAUUUAUUUACAAUCCAAGAUUACUACUUGCCAUAAAUAUAGUUAUCAAUAAAAAUGGAUGAUGGAUAGAUUUUGCCAACAAUUCAACCAAAAGAAAAUGAUUUUUCUAUCUUAUUAAAAUGCCCAAGAAGAAAGGAAGAAAAAAGGCGAAAUCUGGAAAUGGAAAGAAAAGUAAAGAAACAGCUGAUACAUGGACGUUAAAAGAAGCAGUCAUGCUGUAUCAAGUCGAAGCGAAAGAAGCGCAGGCAAAUGAACUCAAAGAGAAUAUUGAUAAUUUAAAGCUUCGUAAUGACAGACAGAAACAAAAAAACGAGUUUUUGCGAAAUGAACAAAACCGUCAUAUCAAGGAUGUAGUGGAAAAAGCUCGCAAAAUGGAGGAGGUUUCAAGAUCACAGAAACAGACACCUUUUGAAGCUGUGGAAAAAGCUCUGGAAGAAAAGCUAGUAGCAAUUAAGGCUGAAGAUUUACAUUUGAGAGAGGUACAUCGUCAGAUCGAAGUAUUGGAUGAAGAUAUAGAAGUGCUGUCUAAAGAGUUACAAGAAUUAUUAAACUACAAGGAACAUGGUCAAACGGUAGACAGAACACAUAUUGAGGUUUUGGAGAAAGAGAUGCGAGACAUGGAAACUUCUUAUGCAGAAAUGAAAGAUUUUUUCAGUAAAAGUUUGGAAGUGAUAAAAUGUACAAUCACAAAGCAAAACGAAGAAAAUAUAACGAAGCAUAAAGAGCUUGCAUCCGAGGGUGCUAUCAGUAAUCUUGAUAAACAUAAUGGCCAAGAGUUUCUUGACAACAAAUGGUUACUACGAGAGGUGAAAAUUAAUCGCAGACAUAUCGUAGCAGUUGAAGCUGAGGUUGAACGACUGGAGAAAGAAAGCAUAAAAGUAAUGGCGGAUUUAUUUGAACAACAAUUAGAAGAUGUGAAGGAAACAAGACAGUUUUAUCUUGCGUGUAAAGAAGAUGAAGAAGCUUCGUCCGACUGUGGUAGCGACAACGAAGCAAUCAGCGAUGGAGAAGCGAUCAGCGAUAGAAAGGCGAUUGGCGAUAGAAAAGCGGCCGACAAUGAAAUGAGUGAAGAUAUGGAGGAUCUUUCUGAUAACUUGAAAUGGUUGGAUAUUUAUUACCCAGAAUUUGAGAAUAUUACUACUGAGGAAGAAUAUAGAUUAGAUCCGAUGGAGAUCAAACUACUCUGUGUCACAGGCACAAAAGUUCCUCUUCAUCGUUACGAAGAAAACGAAUUUGAUAGUUCUUCAUCUACCACUUACAAGAACUGGGAUGUCAAAAAAGAAGAUUUGUUGUGAGAACAUAAAAGGGCGUGUUUAAAAUAUUUUUGUAAUUAGAUGUAUUUUAUUUAUUUUUUUGAUGAAUAUUGUUGUGUAUAUAUCUACUCUGUUAAUAGUAUAUAAAAUUUAAUUCUUUUC
This is a messenger RNA of Hydractinia symbiolongicarpus, 2596 nucleotides long. Its product is annotated as coiled-coil domain-containing protein 83-like. Bases 1301 to 2476 code for a protein of 391 amino acids. The transcript has 12 exons. The record is from RefSeq and is a predicted model, not a curated record. Lineage: Eukaryota; Metazoa; Cnidaria; Hydrozoa; Anthoathecata; Hydractiniidae.